AUGAUUUGCUUCAACAGCAUGGGAGGUCGAGCUUUGCUCGUAGGCGGCAUCGCGGCAUGGCUUACGACCAUGUCCACCGGCAAAGACUGGCUGGUCAAGGACUAUCUAUUCGUGGUGGCCAUGGUGGUCGUCGUACUCAUCGGAGGGCUGCGGAAGGCCAAGUACGAGCGCAUGAUGCAACACGAGAGACUCCAAAAAGCUCACGACCUCGAAAGGGUCGACUUCAUUCACGGCAAACCGGUCCAACUCAAGCUGAACAAGGUCACGUGUAUCCUGUUUUUCGGAACGUGGUGCAAGAAGUCUCGAGAAGCUCUGCAAAGCUCGCGAUGUACGAGGUCAAAGGUCGCGAUGCCAGCAACUUCCGUGAGCUCAAGCAAUUCGCGUUUCCGAUUGGCAUCGAAACCGGGUUUAUGA
Messenger RNA from Phytophthora sojae, 414 nucleotides. RefSeq lists its product as hypothetical. The transcript is spliced from 4 exons. The record is from RefSeq and is a predicted model, not a curated record. The coding region runs from base 1 to 414 and encodes 137 amino acids. Lineage: Eukaryota; Oomycota; Peronosporomycetes; Peronosporales; Peronosporaceae.